AUGAAGCUCUAUGAGGGUGACUCCGACCCGACGGAGCACAUCAACUUCUUCGUGGGAGCCAUGCAGUACGCCGGGGCUACUGACCCGAUCUACUGCCGCUGCUUCCCGAUGAGCUUGGGGAAGGGCCCGAUGAACUGGUUCCAAAACCUCCCCAACAACUCCAUCCACAACUGGGAAGGAGUCAUGUCCAACUUCUUGACCCAGUAUUCCUCGGUAAGAAAUAUUCCGAAGUCAGAAGAAACACUGGCCUUGAUCAUGCAGGGCGAGAAGGAAUCCCUGAAGGCUUUCCUUAACCGCUUCAACAAAGAAGCAGGAGACAUUCCGGACCUCCUCCCUCAGGUCCGCCUAAUCUUGGUACGACAAGCGCUUAGGCCAGGCCCUUUCUUAACUUCUUUGGAUGGGAAGAAAGCCAGGACACUGGAGGAAUUCCAGACCCGAUCAUAG
Lotus japonicus is the source of this 444-nucleotide messenger RNA. RefSeq lists its product as uncharacterized. The transcript has a single exon. The coding region runs from base 1 to 444 and encodes 147 amino acids. The record is from RefSeq and is a predicted model, not a curated record. Lineage: Eukaryota; Viridiplantae; Streptophyta; Magnoliopsida; Fabales; Fabaceae.